GUGUGUGUCUCUGUGUGUCUCUGUGUGUGUGUCUGUGUGUCUCUGUGUGUGUCUCAGCCGUGCUGAGUGCUCCGACUGUCACCUUGAUGCUCCACAAGGACGCGAUGCUGGAGGAGGGUGGUGAGGAGGGUGGUGAGGAGGAGGAGUGUGGUAGUGAGCGUGAGGACUACGAACAUGACGACAAAGAUGGCUACGAGAAUGACUACGACGACGAUGAUGACGACGAUGAGGGUGAUGGCGGCGAUGGCGGUGGCGACGAGGGAGAGCGGUGGGAGCUGUCCGUGCGGGUCUCCAUGAGGAGCGAGUGGAGGAGGAGGAUGGCGCAGAGUGGCGUGCACUACCAUCUACAAGCCGAGGUCUCCACAAGGAGGGGUGUGACUAGCACGGAGCGCUUUGUGGGAUGUCGCUACCGCCACGCGCUGCCUCAGCCUGCAGGCGCUGCUGAGUACUGCGUCCGCGUGAGAGUCGCGGCUCGCUACCCGCGGUGGAAGACAGGGGAGUGGUCUCCACUGUCGUGUGUCUCCGUCCCUCCACCACACAGCGCCGUGGCAGACGGACAGAAAAUAUGGCAUCUGUGCAGGACCGCCCUUUCCUGAAACCGCAUUGGGGCUCCGCAAGCCUCUCCUCAGCGUGCCUGGCAAGGCGGUGUUGAACAACAACACACAGACAG
Messenger RNA from Lethenteron reissneri (Far Eastern brook lamprey), 670 nucleotides. Its product is annotated as ATPase family AAA domain-containing protein 2-like. Lineage: Eukaryota; Metazoa; Chordata; Hyperoartia; Petromyzontiformes; Petromyzontidae. The record is from RefSeq and is a predicted model, not a curated record.